UCCGUACAUUUCGUUCCGUCCCGUUUAUAUGCUGCCAACAAAAUUUAGUACUUUUACCCCAUUACUCUAUACUUUGUUUGCAAUUUGAUUGCAAAAAGUUUAACAAUAUGUGACGCGUGUGAUUGCAAAGAUUCCUGUGCGUUGUGCCAUGAUGUGAUCAUUGUUUUAUGCCCAAUAGUUUACUCUAAACGAUUUACAACCUGCAAAACGUGUCUUUAAUAAAGGCAACUCGUGGUUUGUUUGAAGCUAAUUGUUUAUUCUCACCAGAACAACAAGGCUAACCGGCAAAGGCCUGAAAUCGUUAUUUCUGAGGCAUAUUCCGUGGCAUCAAAUCUUCGCCAAUAACCAUUCGAAGGAAAGAGAGAAAACGGUCGAUGGUAUUCAACAUCACGGUUACAUAAAAAGUGUCUCCAGGGUAAGCGCAUUCGAAUGGGUGCAUUUUCCCACUGAAGUGACAUUGUUCGAUGUGAGUGGUUUUUUUUACCUCGCUCGUCGUCACGGUUUUGGCCAUGUGUUCUCGAAACAAAGCUGUGCCUGUUUAUUAGGUGUACCAUUUCAGUUUCAGCCACGCGUGUGUCUUCUUAUCGCACAUUUUCGGUGCCUCGCUGCAGCAAGCCGUGCGUUGGAGAAGAAAAGAAGCACGUUGAAAUAUGAGACAGUAGUGUGCGUGUGUUUACUGUCUGUUUUGGUGUGUGCGUGUGUUUCGUUGUAUGUGCUGUAUUGUGUUCGGUUAGAAUUGUGCCGCUUCAAGUGCGUGCGUGUGGUGCAUCCAAGAACGGGCAAACAAAACACAUGACGAGUGUCAUCCGUUCCACUUGAAUUGUGAAGUGCCUUCCAUCAUUGAGUAUCAGUUGCAGUUGACCAUCACGUCUCGAACGAGCCAAAGAAAGCUGCUACAUCUAUCCAGACGCUUCCCUGCUAUAGGCACCUACAAACGAAGCAGGCCUUUCCCGUCAGCAGCUAUAGUGGUGUAGUUUGUUUACGUUCGACGUGUGUGCAAGCCGUGUUUACCGCAUCAACGACGAUUUGACAAUCCGUUGUUGCAGUUGGAGGUGUUAGCGGAGGAAACUAGAGAAUGCGCCUACCAAACGAACCAAAACCAGCGGACUUUGCCCGUGGAAGCAGUCUCUUCGGGAGCCUUCGAUCACGUUUAUCGGACGCCAUGAGUGGAUCGGCCAGUUUGAGAGCAUCUGCACCAGCAACGGGAUCAGGAGUAGCUGGACAAGACACGAUCGAUGCUAAUGGUGACGCCGUGGUUGAACAGCAGGCCACUAUCGAGGUACAGCCGGUGAUGAUCCGGAAGACACCCAAAUUUCCGUCCCGUGAGCGUCAUCUAGCGAUCAGGCGUAAAAACCGCGUGCCACCACCGGAGCUGAUUGAACUGGCACCUUCCUGUCCAGGCUCACCGCUGUCGGUUACGAGCGGUCGGCGUCUCAGCAAGAAAACGUGCCAGGAGUGCAAGUGCCCGCGGGAAACACACGCUGUGUAUCAUGAACAGUUGACUACGGUGAGGGAACGGCUCGGCUUUAAGCAUGACACAAACACGUCUAGGGUGGAUCCGCGCCAGAUGGGCUACACUUGGGUACCGCCAGGCAUUCUAACAUCAGCCAAGAUACAGCGAUACUUUGAUGUGAUACCACCGGAGAAGGUGCCCAAAAUAGGCACACAAGGUGAAAGAUUCCGUGAUAAGCAGUUGGUGUAUCAGUUGCCAAAGCAGGACCUUGCUCUCGACUACUGCAAGCACGUGGAGGACCAGAAUCGUAGCUCGUACGAAGAUUUUGUUGCGGCCAGAAAUGAGAUUGCACUGGAUAUUGGCUAUGUGAAAGAUACGCCACAGGCAACAAAAUGUGCCGGUUGCAGCGAUGCGCUCAACCAGGGUGAAAUGGCUGUGACUGCACCGAAGUUCCGCGAGCAAACGCUUUGGCACCCGCGUUGUUUCAAGUGUACGACCUGUGAUGAGCUGCUGGUCGAUCUGACUUACUGUGUGCACGAUGACCAGAUCUACUGUGAGCGACAUUACGCGGAAAUGCUGAAGCCACGAUGCAGUGCCUGUGACGAGCUUAUUUUCAGUGGCGAGUACACCAAAGCUAUGUCGAAGGACUGGCAUUCAGGUCACUUCUGCUGCUGGCAGUGUGACGAAAGCCUAACCGGCCAACGGUACGUGCUGCGGGACGAGCAUCCGUACUGCAUCAAAUGCUACGAGAACGUGUUCGCCAACGUGUGUGAGGAAUGCAACAAGACCAUCGGCAUCGACUCGAAGGAUCUCUCGUACAAGGAUAAGCACUGGCACGAGGCCUGUUUCCUGUGCAACAAAUGUCGCAUCUCGCUGGUAGACAAACAGUUUGGCUCGAAGGCGGACAAGAUCUACUGUGGCAACUGUUACGAUGCCCAGUUUGCGUCUCGCUGCGAUGGUUGCGGUGAAAUCUUCCGUGCAGGCACGAAGAAGAUGGAGUACAAAACCAGACAGUGGCACGAGAAGUGCUUCUGCUGCUGCGUGUGCAAAACCGCCAUUGGCACAAAGUCGUUUAUUCCUCGCGAGCAGGAAAUCUACUGUGCCGGCUGCUACGAGGAGAAGUACGCCACCCGAUGCAUCAAAUGCAAGAAGAUCAUCACAAGCGGUGGUGUAACGUACAAGAACGAACCGUGGCAUCGUGAGUGUUUCACGUGUACGCACUGCCAGGUAUCGCUUGCUGGCCAGCGCUUCACAAGCCGCGACGAGAAGCCCUACUGUGCCGAAUGUUUCGGUGAACUGUUCGCGAAGAGAUGCACCUCCUGUACUAAGCCCAUCACUGGCAUUGGCGGUACGCGCUUCAUCUCGUUCGAGGAUCGUCACUGGCACAACGAUUGCUUCAUCUGUGCCAUGUGCAAAACGUCGCUGGUUGGGCGCGGUUUCAUCACCGACGAGCAGGAUGUCAUCUGUCCGGAGUGCGCUAAGCAGAAGCUGAUGUAAACGCGACGCCAUAGCUAACCCCCUGUACGGCGUAAUCAUCGUCAUCAUUAUUUUCAUCGCCACCAUCAGUGGAAGGUUCCCGGGAGGAUCACACGUUACACACGGAAAGAAACUCCGCCUAGUUGUUGGUAGCGCAAAAACAAAAGAAUGGACAUAACUUACGCAUACGUAGCAAUCAGCAGGAAGAAGCUUUCAUCCAUUUGUUCAUCACCAGCGCCAUUCACACGAGAUGAUGAUCAUCGAUCGUAUAAAUUAUUUAUCUGUACAGCGCACCCGCCCUGUUGGUUGCUGUUUUUAUGCUCUUCGUUUAUGUAUGCGCCUGUCCUUUUUUGUCUGUUGUAUUAAGUAUUCUGUCCUUACGUUGUCGUUUUUUUUUUACUCCCUCGUGUCCCUUUAUAUCUUUGGAUUUAUGUUUCCUGUUGCAAAUACAGCAAAUAAGUAUUCGAUAUUUUGUUAUACUAAUAGAGCCAUCAUGAUACGAACUUGCGCAAUGUGUGUUUAGUUGUUUUGCCUUUUCGUUUUUUGUUUUCCUCAUCUGUGUUUUCCCGAACCUGUGCGAUAUGUGUGCCCUCGAUCUGUCGUUUUGGGUGUACUUUGCCAUUAAGCAUAUUUACAAGCCUGCAGAGCGUAGUAAGAUAACGAUGUAGUUAGAAAGCAAAAAAACAAAAAGAAAAAUAUUGCGACAAGGAAACAAUUGAAUGGAAAGUACGUAAGAACGGGUGUGUUUGUGUGUGUGUAUGUGUGUAUAUGAGUUGGAUGUAUGUAGAGAAGAAAAACGAAAGAAAAGCAAGUUCAACAUGGGGAAGGUGAGGAGGAAUAGGGAAGAAACGCGAAAGGACAACUUGUGUCAGUAGUGUAGCGUAGCGAACGGCCUAUAUUCACUGAAGAUGCCUUUUUACUAUCAAAUAAUAAUCCCCCCAUACCUACACACAGCUGCGGGCAAAUGAAUGCGUGACUAUUGUUUGUGUUUUUUUGUUUAACGCAGCUAGAGCAAACGAAACUAUAUUAAUGUUUAGACCGCGUAAGGCAGAAAAAGCGUUGGGCACAGAACGAGAUCGCGCUCGCAUCGCGUUUAGUCAUUUUAUCGUGAAACAAGAAACUGUGUUUGCUUCCAAAAGCUAAUGUUACCGUUUUCCCGUCGACGUUACUCUGGAACGAAACCGCAUCCCUAGCGCUUUCUAGUGUGUUAUACCCUGUAUUGAGUUUACCUUUUAGCGAAAGUUAAGAAGUGGAAAAUAUUUCAACGAACAAUGGAUACACACGAAACAGGUAAAACAAAACCGUGUGUACGAGUCCUGGUGAGACAUUAAACAGGAAAAUAAAUAUGUAAAAAAAAAUUGAUAGCCAGUAUAAAGGACGUGACGAAGCAACGGAAAUGACGACACGUCGAAGAGCAGAAUUGAACAAAAAGGGGUAACAAAUUGGGACACAAAAUCACAAUGUACGCGGUGCAAUUAACCAACUUAUUAUACACUAUGUCGCCAUGUCCAUUUAAAGAGAGAUGAUUCAUAAUAUAUCUUUGUGUACAUUAGUGGGAAGGAAAGGACAGAGGCAGAAAGAGGAAAAGGGAAAAAGGGAAAUAUUUUCCAGCUCGUUGUUGCCGCCUGCCGCCGCGGCUGUGUGCCGUGAUCGUUUUUAAAUUAUUUAUUCGUUAACCACGGAAGAAGAAGAAAAAAAAAACAACACAAUGCGGUCCACAUGCAGUCAUCUAAGCGCGCAUCUUAGUAACAUCAUAUUCAUAUACAUAACAGUGCGGAAUCGAAAUAGAAAUCACACAUACGGUUUAAUCUAAUAAAUAAAUCUUUAAAUAAAAUCUUAAACGACAAAACAGACAAGCAAACAAACAAAAAAACGAAUAAAACAAUACAACCAAACAACAUUCAAUCUCCCUUUCUCUUUGUCUCUCUCUCUCUCUCUCGCUCUCUAUUGAUCCGUGAACAUGUGUAUAUGUACUCACGUAUCGCCCUGCCGAUGCUUAAGUCUGGUACCAGGUGCAGGUGAAACAAACUUAAUUUAUACAGCGACACCUUUAACAAUGUUAUCCUGCAGGCAAACUAACCAUUAGUGAACCAUUUAAAGAUAGAAAGAUUUAAAGCUCUAAGUAAGUGGUAAGGCUUUAAACAACAGAAUAUUACAACUAUGCACGUAUUUGUACACGGACACAGACACACAAAGAACCGUUACAAAUAGCUUUUUCUUAUAUUUAUUUCUUUUCUUUGCAAAUGGAAAGAAAAUGUUAAUUAAAAAAUACACUAUUUACAAUCUUCGAUACACCGUUGCAAUUUAAUUUAUUUAAUCUUUUAUUUAACUUGACCAGUGUGGCAAAGCUAGCAAGUGGUGUUGCGUAUAGUGAUUUAACACGAGAAACAAAAUACAACCAACCUCUGUGGCCUUUCUGUACAUUGAAACGACUAAAAAUAGUCCUAGUAAAUUAUGCUGUACAUUGCGAAAAUCUAAUCUGGCUAAAAGAGAUGUCCUGUUAUGCUUACAUAUUGACGAAGAUGCAUAUUGUGUAAUGUAAUAAAGCGGUAAAACUCCUUCUAGAA
Messenger RNA from Anopheles funestus (African malaria mosquito), 5496 nucleotides. RefSeq names its product four and a half LIM domains protein 2 (gene Lmpt). Lineage: Eukaryota; Metazoa; Arthropoda; Insecta; Diptera; Culicidae. Gene Ontology annotation, cellular component: Z disc; nucleus. The transcript is spliced from 9 exons. Bases 1076 to 2950 code for a protein of 624 amino acids. The record is from RefSeq and is a predicted model, not a curated record. Gene Ontology annotation, molecular function: transcription coregulator activity; zinc ion binding.